CGCGUCUCCCCUCCCAAGUCUCACACAGUCGCAGGUCGUCUGCUGGCUGGACCCUAGCCUAGCGGCCUGAGCCCGAGCGAUCCGAUCAAGCGAAGCGGAGCUGCGGAGGGAUGGUUGAGCUGUAGAUCUCGAUUCCGCCGGCGCUCAUCUCCCCUUCCCGUGGGCCGUCCACCUCUCCCGGGGACGAUGCAGAGCGCGACGCGGCUGACGCUGCUGCUGUGCGCGGCGUGGGCGGCCGCGCUGCUCUACGGCGAGAUGGGCGCCUACUGGGCCGCCCACCUCUCCUGCUCGUGGCCAUCCGCGUCCUCUUCCUCCCCAUCGCCGGAUAACCAUGUGAAGAUUGCCGUCAUUGCCGAUCCACAGCUUAUGGACAGCACCUCCCUCGGUCUACCAGCAAGCUCUGUUGUGCUACAAGCCGUCGAGCUCUUCACAGAUUUGAACAUGAGAAGGUCCUUCCAGUCUGUCAUAUUGCCAUUCAAGCCUGAUGUGGUCUUGUUCCUCGGCGACCACUUUGAUGGUGGCCCAUAUCUGUCCGAUGAAGAGUGGCAGGAAUCUUUGUUUCGGUUUAAACAUAUAUUCAGCAUGAGUGAGCAACAAACAAAUCCACAUGUACCAAUCUACUAUCUUUCAGGAAAUCAUGAUAUUGGUUACUCAGGAUUUCACUCAGUUCAUCCUAAGGUUAUCAGUCGUUAUGAAAAAGAAUUUGGACCAAGAAACUACCAUUUUUUGUCUGGGGAGGUGGACUUUGUUGUUGUUGAUGCUCAAACUCUUGAUGGUGGAUCCAAACAAAGCAAAGAAAGAGCUUCUACUUGGGAGUUCAUUAAAACACUAUCAGCUGGUAAUGAAUCAAAUCCAAAAGUUCUUUUAACGCACAUUCCCCUGUACCGACCUGACAAUACUCCGUGUGGCCCACAUCGUUCUUCACCUGUUAUAAAUCAGAGGAUACAUGCUGCUGCUAUGGAUCAAGGAAUCAGGUAUCAGAAUUAUCUAAGCAAAGAGACUUCUGAUCUUCUGCUAAGGUUACUGAAGCCGACUCUUGUGCUCUCAGGACAUGACCAUGACCAGUGUACAGUUGUCCACUCGACUACUUUUGGGCCAGUAACCGAGCACACCCUUGGGACAAUAAGUUGGCAGCAGGGAAAUCUCUAUCCAUCUUUUAUGCUGAUGUCUGCUGGUCCCAAGUUGACACCAAAUUCAACUGAUUCUAUUCAUGGGGUUCUGACGAAUCUUUGUUUCCUGCCUAAACAAACUCAUAUCUAUAUCUGGUAUAUCUUCCAGUUUCUGAUUACCGUCCUUCUGCUGGUGUUCUGGCCGACAAAUGGUCUGAGCUCUCUUCCAUAUAUGAACAAAUUUGUAAGCUUCAUGACGUCUGUGGGUGCUGAACUGUUUUCAAGAACCAAAGAGAAAGAUGAUGAGGAAGAUGGCGAAUAUGAAAUGGUCUUCGAUGCAGAGGGAUCCAUGCAUCUUGUUAAAAAGGCAGUGACAAGACCCCCCAGGACUAACUCAGAUUCCCAAACUAUGGGACGAGGAAAUGUUGUGGCAAGACCAACUGCGAGAAAGCACCAAACGGAACCUGAUUCAUCUGUUCUUGUUGAGAUGGGUUCUGAAACGCCACCAGAAGAUGCAGGGAAGUUACCUCGUCCAAGCAAAUGGAAUAUAAGGAAGGUCCUUCAGAGGCUGUUCCGUGUCGUUCAGUCAAUUGUCAUCAUUGCGGCGUUGAAUGUUCCUCUAUACAUGAUGCUUCUCUUCAAGGAUUGGAUUGACCGUUGAAUUGUAUUUGAAACCCUAGUUAUAUCCAUGUAAUUCAGUAGAGUAAUAUCGGCGGGAGCAUUUGAAAGACCUAUGUCAAGCACCAAAAUUUUGUUGUCUGAUUUUGAACUGCAA
Lolium perenne is the source of this 1884-nucleotide messenger RNA. RefSeq lists its product as uncharacterized. The record is from RefSeq and is a predicted model, not a curated record. Gene Ontology annotation, cellular component: endoplasmic reticulum. Gene Ontology annotation, biological process: GPI anchor biosynthetic process. Lineage: Eukaryota; Viridiplantae; Streptophyta; Magnoliopsida; Poales; Poaceae. Gene Ontology annotation, molecular function: hydrolase activity.